GUACUUAGUACGAGGAGAUAGAAGAGAAGAGAUAGCGUAGUAGAGGUUAGACAGAUUAUAGAUAGAUAAAACUCAUAACAACUCGAGGCGGCGUCUGGGAAAGAAGUUAUCAUGAAAUCUGUGGCUUCUCCGUCGAGCCAACUAUGGGUUAUAUUAGGUUUGGGUUUAGCCGGAAUUUACGUUCUCACCAGAAAACUCACACAAGCUGUCAAAGAAGAUUUCGGCGCUUUUAUCCAAAAGCUUAAGUUACUUCCUCCUCCGCCUCCCGCUCCUCCCAAAGCUCCCCACCAUCUCACCUCCCUCAAUUUCGCCAUUUCCGAUAUUUUUGAUGUAGAGGGACGUGUAUCGACGUUUGGGCAUCCGGAAUGGGAAAAGACACAUGAGCCUGCUUCUUCUACGUCUCCUGUUGUUUCUGCUCUUGUUGAAUCUGGUGCUACUUGUAUUGGAACUACCGUUGUUGAUGAAUUCGCUUAUGGUAUUAGUGGCGAAAAUAAGCAUUUUGGAACACCUACAAAUCCUGCUGUUCCUAAUCGGGUACCGGGCGGUUCAUCUAGUGGUGCUGCCGUAGCUGUUGCUGCUAAUUUUGUUGAUUUCUCUCUGGGCGUUGAUACUUCUGGAGGUGUGAGAGUACCUGCUGGAUUCUGUGGGAUACUUGGAUUUCGACCUUCACAUGGUGCUGUUUCUCAUAUGGGAAUCAUACCCGUUUCAUCAAGUCUGGACACUGUUGGUUGGUUUGCGAAGGAUCCUGAUAUAUUGCGUCGAGUUGGGCAUAUACUUUUGCAAGCACCAUUUGUAAUGCAACGCAAUCCCAGGCAAAUAAUUAUAGCCGAUGACUGUUUUCAACACCUAAAUGUUCCUCUUGACAGGACUUCUCAAGUGGUGAUCAAAGCUACUGAGAAGCUUUUUGGAAAGCAAGUAUUGAAGCAUAUUAAUCUUGAAGACUAUAUAAGUUCUAAAGUUCCCAGCUUGAAGGCUUGUUCCAUCCAAAAAUCAAAUGGCGUACUAAAAUCUUCUUCAUUAAAAUUGCUCGCCAAUAUUAUGCAAUUUCUACAAAGACAUGAAUUUGAUCAUACACAUAAUGAGUGGAUGAGCAUAGUAAAACCUGAUCUUCAUCCAGCUGUUUCAGCACAAUUGCAUGAAAAAUAUGAGGUGUCUGAAGUAGAGAUUGAAAAUUCUAAAUCUGUUAGAAGUGAGUUGCGUGUUGCUGUAAACUCACUUUUGAAGGACGAAGGAGUUUUGGUGAUCCCUACUGUAGCUGAUCCUCCUCCAAAAUUAGGUGGAAAGGAGAUCCUAUCCCAGGAUUAUCAGAGCCGUGCAUUGAGCCUGCUAAGUAUUGCUAGCAUAUCAGGUUGCUGUCAGGUCACAAUACCGUUGGGAUUUUAUGACAAGAAUCCUGUUUCAGUAUCCUUGAUAGCGCGGCAUGGUGGUGAUCGCUUUUUGCUUGACACACUAAAGACCAUGUAUACAGUUCUCCAAGAGCAGGUUGAUAUUGCUGCCCCAAGUAAAUCAUCAAAAAGUGUUGUCAGCAAGGAACAAUCCGCUGAGAUUGCAAAAGAAAAGGGAAAUCAAGCCUACAAAGAUAAGCAGUGGCAGAAAGCCGUUGGAUUCUAUACUGAAGCUAUCAAACUUUGUGGCAGUAACGCAACAUACUACAGUAACAGGGCUCAAGCAUUUCUAGAACUGGGCAGUUAUCUUCAAGCUGAGGAAGAUUGUACAAAAGCAAUAAGUUUUGAUAAAAAGAAUGUGAAGGCCUACUUUCGCAGAGGCACAGCUAGAGAGAUGCUAGGCUACUACAAAGAAGCAAUUGAUGAUUUUAAAUAUGCCCUUGUACUUGAGCCAACCAACAAAAGGGCUGCUUCUGCUGCUGAAAGGUUGAGGAAACUAUUUCAGUAGAUAAAUAAUUGGGAAUACAAGAUUUGAGAGCUAAACAAUUGGUCUUCUUUGGGUGCUACCGCUGAUACAUGCUGCUGUUAUUUGUGCCCUGAGAUGAUUGAUGAGUUUCUAGUUACAAUAAUCAUACACGAGCGAUUUGACUUGUGGUUUCUACAAAGAUGAUAUUGAUUCUUUUAUCAUUCGAGGCUCGGUAGUUCAUACCUGAAAACCAGAUUGAAUCACAAUUUUGUUCGAGGUAAAUAUAUUAGAAUUGUAAUAUCAGUCAAGUGAGGUGAAUGGUCUUGGUAAUAGCUCAGGAUUCAGCUGUGCAUUUAUUCUUAAAAAUACAUUGUACUAGUACUUCUUCACUGGAUUUUAAUCUUUGCUCAAGUACUUUUAUUUGUUA
This is a messenger RNA of Vicia villosa (hairy vetch), 2278 nucleotides long. Its product is annotated as translocon at the outer membrane of chloroplasts 64. Gene Ontology annotation, molecular function: protein binding. Lineage: Eukaryota; Viridiplantae; Streptophyta; Magnoliopsida; Fabales; Fabaceae. The transcript is spliced from 13 exons. Bases 112 to 1893 code for a protein of 593 amino acids. The record is from RefSeq and is a predicted model, not a curated record.